Messenger RNA from Contarinia nasturtii (swede midge), 950 nucleotides. RefSeq names its product 40S ribosomal protein S3 (gene RpS3). The transcript is spliced from 3 exons. Gene Ontology annotation, cellular component: cytosolic small ribosomal subunit; nucleus. The record is from RefSeq and is a predicted model, not a curated record. Gene Ontology annotation, biological process: positive regulation of apoptotic signaling pathway; translation. Bases 102 to 839 code for a protein of 245 amino acids. NCBI's taxonomy places the organism in Eukaryota, Metazoa, Arthropoda, Insecta, Diptera, Cecidomyiidae. Gene Ontology annotation, molecular function: RNA binding; structural constituent of ribosome.
AAACGGCGCUGUCACUCAAUACAACUUUUGAUAGGUUCGUUCGUGGCCAUCUUAGUUCUUUUCGCUGUAACCACGUUCUUUGAAAGAAGUACAUUACAAUCAUGGCAUUGCCAAUUUCCAAAAAACGAAAGUUCGUCUUGAACGGUAUCUUCAAAGCUGAACUCAACGAGUUCUUGACUCGUCAGUUGGCUGAAGAUGGUUACUCAGGUGUAGAAAUCCGUGUAACACCAACACGCACAGAAAUUAUUAUCAUGGCAACCAAAACAUUGAAUGUUUUGGGUGAAAAGGGACGCCGAAUUCGUGAACUUACUGCUGUAGUUCAAAAGAGAUUCGGUUUUGCUCCAGGCACCGUUGAAUUGUACGCCGAAAAGGUUGCUACACGUGGUUUGUGCGCUAUCGCUCAAGCCGAAUCAUUGCGGUACAAAUUAACCGGUGGAUUGGCUGUACGUCGUGCAUGUUAUGGUGUUUUGCGUUUCAUUAUGGAAUCAGGCGCCAAGGGAUGUGAAGUCGUUGUUUCCGGAAAAUUGCGUGGUCAACGUGCCAAAUCAAUGAAAUUCACUGAAGGUUUGAUGAUCCACUCUGGUGAUCCAUGCAAUGUUUACGUUGACACAGCCACACGUCACGUUUUACUUCGUCAAGGUGUGCUCGGUAUCAAGGUUAAAAUCAUGUUGCCAUACGAUCCAAAUGGCAAGAGCGGACCUAAAAAACCAUUGCCAGACAAUGUCACCGUCAUCGAACCAAAAGAUGAAGUUAUCUAUGAACAACCAGAAACUGAAUACAAAAUUCCAAUCAGAGAGAUCGGCGGCGUUGAUGCUGGUGCACACGAUCAAGUUGAAUAAAUGUUAUGCUAACAUCCUUCACGGCUUAGCAUUUAAUUCAUUGUCUACAUGUACUACAUUCAAUCUUCGUGUACAAUUUUAUAUUAUACAAAUAUAAAAACAAACAAAUAC